AUGAGACUGGCCGCGUAUACUGGGGCCUCGGUGGUCCUAGCCACUGGUGUGUUUCUAAAAGCUCUUCACCAGAGGUCCAAUUUCUAUUCCGCAUGUGUUUACCUCUCUCAGAGUAGUGCGAAUCUUAUGAUCCUCACGAAUUUAUGCCUUCUCAUCACCGGUUUUGUGCUAUUCUGGCUUCAGCGACUUCUUUACGGACCCUUGCGACCAAUCGAGACCGAGCAACUAUACGAGCGAGCCUGGUUCGCCGUCACAGAGACAUGUCUGGCCAUGACCAUAUUCCGAGGCGAACUUGGAGGUUGGUUUUUGGUCAUGUUCAUUUCGCUGCUGGUCGGCAAGGUCUGGGGCUGGAUUGGCGAAGGCCGCGUUGAGUUCUUAGAGCAACAGCCACCGGCUAACCCCCGGUUGUUCCAUACUCGACUGGCAGCAUCUCUCGUGCUAACGGUGUUAUUCGAUGCCUUCAUGUUGCGGUACUGUGUUCACACCGUGCUUGCGCAUGCACGGCCGGAUAUGAUGGUUAUGUUUGGAUUCGAAUUCGCCAUAUUAACUAUCCUCUCGACUUCCACCCUGCUACGAUACGUUAUCGCGUUGACCGAGAUAUCCAUCACCCGGCAGCAAAUAAAGGCCAAGAUGCAGGAGCGCCGGGAUGAGAUCCGUGCUGCGCGUGUCGAGGCGAUUCGAGAACAUGCCCGCGCGGGAGCUGCCUCUCCUCCUGACAAUCUUCCUGACGAAAACGAUGUCAAUGAGAUGGAGAUUGAUGUGCCCGGAUGGGAGGAGAAGGGUCGUUGGGUCUUCUACUUGGAUCUUUUGACUGAUUUGUUGAAACUCGUGAUUUAUUUGAGCUUCUUUGGUAUCCUACUCACUUUCUACGGCCUCCCCAUCCACAUUCUGCGCGAUGUUGUUGUAACCAUCCGCUCAUUUGUCCGUCGCAUUAUGGACUUCAUGCGUUACCGAAAUGCGACAAGGGAUAUGCACCAGAGGUAUCCGGAUGCAACGGCGGAUGAAGUCUCCCGAGAAGAUGUCUGCAUCAUCUGCCGCGAGGAAAUGAUUCCAGUUCAGCCGGUGCAACCGCAACCGGCAGCUAAUGCUGCUGCUGGAGAGCCGGCACCACAGCCGGCCGUUGGAACACAACGUGUCCCUGACCGUCUGCGUCCGAAGAAGCUCCCAUGUGGCCAUAUCUUGCACUUUUCGUGCCUCCGAAGCUGGCUUGAGAGGCAACAAAACUGCCCAACAUGUCGACGUCCUGUUGUAAUUCCCCAGGGAACUCGUGGGGCUGCUGGGGUUGGGGGCAAUAACGCAGCCGGGGGUCCGAAUGGUGGCGUCCAGCCAGGCCAACAAGGCGCAGACGCACAACCACGUGCUCGGGUCUAUCAGUUUGGGCCUUUCCGUAUCGGCUUUGGGGCUGUACGUGGGGAUUUAUUCAACAAUCUCCAUCCACAUGGUCACCAAGGUAACGCCCCGCAGCCUGGGGCACACCCACCUGCGAAUGCGCCUGGAAGACAUAUUGGGUUUGGAUUUGGGUUCGGGCGCCGCCCUCAAGCCCCCACCCCCGCUCCUACCCCACAUGCAGCGGCUCCAGGGGGAUCUAUCACUGCUGAAAUCAAUAAUCAAUUGUCACAGAUCGAGCAACGACUUAACCAAGAGAUCGCCACCCUUCGAGCUGCCUCAGACCAUCUAAAUCACGUGCGCCAGCUUCGGGUGGAACUAGAACGGCCCGCUUCCCCCGUGGCCCCGGGAUCUUCGGUCUUCACAUCGGGUCACCAGUAUGGCGCAAACCCGGGCGCUGACGUUCUAAACUCUGGAGAUCCUCGUCUACCGGAAGGGCUUACUCUUCCGCCUGGUUGGACCCUCCUUCCUCUUCAGCGCGUGGAUAAUGCCCCCAACGGUGUGGAUCAUACAGUACAACCCACGCCUACCACUACAGUGACAUCCCCACCUGUGCCAGCUGUGGCCAGCCCUGUAACAUCUCAAGCCCCCACAUUACCCGCACCUGUUCAGGAUCAAACGAGCGGGAACGUCGUGGAAAAUGCGCGCGGCACCACCAACGCUGAAGCCCUUCCCGUAAAUGGCGCUCCUCAGCCCCCCUACUUUGCAGCCAACACCAACCGUCCUUUCGGCAGAACGUCGCGCAGAAUCCCCAUCCCAAGAGUGGACUGA
Molecule: messenger RNA, 2157 nt
Organism: Penicillium crustosum
Lineage: Eukaryota; Fungi; Ascomycota; Eurotiomycetes; Eurotiales; Aspergillaceae
Gene: hrdA
Product: E3 ubiquitin-protein ligase HRD1
Exons: 4
Coding region: 1-2157 (718 amino acids)
Cellular component (GO): cytoplasm
Source: RefSeq, a predicted model, not a curated record